Molecule: messenger RNA, 2427 nt
Organism: Talpa occidentalis (Iberian mole)
Lineage: Eukaryota; Metazoa; Chordata; Mammalia; Eulipotyphla; Talpidae
Gene: DNAI2
Product: dynein axonemal intermediate chain 2
Exons: 13
Coding region: 148-1950 (600 amino acids)
Biological process (GO): cilium movement; outer dynein arm assembly
Cellular component (GO): outer dynein arm
Molecular function (GO): dynein light chain binding; dynein heavy chain binding
Source: RefSeq, a predicted model, not a curated record
GACGAAGGCCACUCCCGGGCCGGCCGCUUCUCCCGCGACCCGGCGGCAGGAGGAGCCGACCCAGGUUAAGGGCGGGCGCCCGGGGACGGCCGCGGCUGAAGAGGAGCGUGGAGAGAGAAGGGGCGAGCCCCCGAGGCAGCCGGUGCCAUGGAGAUCGUGUAUGUGUACCUCAAGAAGCGCAGCGAGUUUGGGAAGCAAUGCAACUUCUCAGAUCGCCAGGCGGAGCUGAACAUCGACAUCCCACCCAACCCCGAGCUGGCCGAGCAGUACAUAGAGAGGAACCCGGUGGACACGGGCGUGCAGUGCUCCGUCAGCAUGUCAGAACAUGAGGCCAACACAGAGCGGUUUGAGAUGGAGACGCGGGGAGUCAACCACAUUGAGGGGGGCUGGCCCAAAGACGUGAACCCCCUGGAGCUGGAGCAGACAAUCCGCUUCCGGAAAAAGAUAGAGAAGGACGAGAACUACAUCAACGCCAUCAUGCAGCUGGGUUCGAUCAUGGAGCACUGCAUCAAGCAGAACAACGCUAUUGACAUCUACCAGGAGUAUUUCGAUGACCAAGAUGAGGUGGAGGUGAUGGAAGAGGCCCCUUCAGCUAAAACCAUCAACGUUUUCAGGGAUCCCCAGGAAAUCAAGCGGACGGCCACACACCUCUCCUGGCACCCUGAUGGCAACCGAAAGUUGGCAGUGGCCUAUUCUUGCUUGAAGUUUCAACGGGCACCUGAAGGCAUGAGCUACGAAUCCUACAUCUGGGACCUGGAAAACCCCAAUAAGCCUGAAACUGUCCUGAAGCCGUCUUCUCCUCUGGUCACCUUGGAGUACAACCCUAAGGACUCCCACGUGCUCCUGGGAGGCUGCUACAACGGGCAGAUCGCCUGUUGGGACACCAGGAAAGGCAGCCUGGUGGCCGAGCUGUCCACCAUUGAGUUCAGCCACCGCGACCCGGUGUACGGCACCAUCUGGCUGCAGUCCAAGACCGGCACCGAGUGCUUCUCCGCGUCCACAGACGGGCAGGUCAUGUGGUGGGACAUCCGAAAGCUGAGCGAGCCCACCGAGGUGGUGAUUCUGGACAUCACCAGGAAGGAGCAGCUGGAAAAUGCCCUGGGGGCCAUCUCUCUGGAGUUCGAGUCUACUUUGCCAACCAAGUUCAUGGUGGGCACCGAGCAGGGUAUCGUGGUCUCCUGCAACCGCAAGGCCAAGACGCAGGCGGAGAAGAUCGUGUGCACCUUCUCGGGCCACCACGGCCCCAUCUACGCCCUCCAGAGGAACCCCUUCUACCCCAAGAACUUCCUGACCGUCGGCGACUGGACCGCCCGCAUUUGGUCGGAGGACAGCCGGGAGUCGUCCAUCAUGUGGACCAAGUACCACAUGGCGUACCUCACCGAUGCCGCCUGGAGCCCCGUGAGGCCGGCUGUUUUCUUCACGACCAAGAUGGAUGGGACCCUGGACAUCUGGGACUAUGUGUUCAAACAGUGUGACCCGGCCCUCAGCCUGAAGGUGUGUGACGAGGCCCUCUUCUGCCUCCGGGUGCAGGACAAUGGGUGUCUCAUCGCCUGUGGCUCCCAGCUGGGGACGACCACGCUGCUGGAGGUCUCAAGCGGGCUCUCCACGCUGCAGAGGAACGAGAAGAACACGGCUUCUUCUAUGUUCGAGCGUGAGACCCGGCGGGAGAAGAUCCUGGAGGCGAGACACCGAGAGAUGCGGCUGAAGGAGAAGGAGAAGGACAAGGCCGAGGGCCGGGAGGACGUGACGCGGGAGGACGAGUCCCCUCUGAACAUGGAGGAGCUGGUCGCCAAGGCCGAGGAGGAGUUCUUCGAAGUCAUCUUCGCCGAGCUGAAGAGGAAGGAGACCGAGGCCUUGAAGAAUAAGAUCUUGCAGCAGCAUCUGGACACAGAAGAAGUGGAGGAAGAUGAUGAAGGGAACACGGACAGUCGAGAGGAAACGUCCGCCUAGAAGGCCCGCCUAGGAGGCGCCCGCCCCACCAGCCCUCCCGCCCCACCUCUGGUGCCAAUCAGGUUGUCCAAGAGUGAGAAGCACUGGGGGAGCAAAGGGGCCUGCCCCUGCCCCCACCCCACACAAAUCGCUAGCCCCUUGGCGGGAGGGCAGGCACCCCGCUCAUACCCGAGGGGGGCCCUGGUCUCACACACCCAGAACAUGUCCCGGUGACCCCACCUCAGGGCCCCCAGGGCCUGCCAGCCUGACCCUGCGUGUCCCCUCAGGUCUGGCUUCUCCACACCUUCCCGACAGUCAUUCACCUUGACAAGCCUCAGGAAGACCCGGGGGUGCAGGAAAGGGGCUUCCCUUUCUCCUUAUAGAACUUCCCCUGUGGCCCAGCUCAGGAAAAGAAAGUCUGUCCAUUUUCAAAUGUCCUUGCAAGCAGCCCCCAGGACCAUGUUUGCCUCCACAGGGUGAGAGUAGGGGGAUGAAAUG